CUCUCCUCGGUUGUCGCUGCCUCGGUCACUCGCUGUUCGGGUCUCAUUUGUGUUGCAAAGCCCUUCCGCAGGUUUUUAUUCUCCAUACUGUACAGUACAUUUUGUCCUUGAACAGUCUUAUCCCACUACAAUCGCGCUAUCGCACCCGCACCGCCACCAUGGCUAUCGACGACAUCACCGCUCCCCAAGCAGCGGUACCGCAGCCUAUUGACAUUGCGGCAUGGACUGAGCAGGCGACGGCCGCUAUGGGCUCGGUCGCCAUCUCUACGCCUGCUCCAAUCGUUCAGGGAACCUCGGUUGUGUUCGACAUCCCGCUCGAUGAACUCGAUGCGCCGGCUCGCCCUGCGCUCGCUACAACAGGCCAGGUGCAUACUGUGUAUAAGCGCAAGGAGCUCGUUCGUCGUGACAGCCUGAAGAGGCGUGAGGCGGUGCUCAAGGGCAAGGAGGGCAGCCGGCGCAGGCAGAGGUGGGAGAACGACCGCCUCCUGAACAACCCCCAUGCCGAGCCCCCCGCCCCCCAUGACUGGGAAGUCCACCCGACCCACCGCGUGCGCAACGUCCCCUACUACCUCGCCCCUCUCUGGGACGCAGGCCUGAAGCGCCAGUCCACCAAGCGCCACGACGCCGCUGUCGCCGAGAAAAACGCCACCAAGACCGUCGCCAACAAGCCCACAGUCCCCGGCGUGGUCCCGAAGGAGCUGCGCGAGAAGCUCAAGCGCAGCCGCGGCGCCAAGGGCCUGCUGAUGGAUCUCGAGGGCGAGGUGCGCCGCUUCGUGUCCGAGUGGGAGGCCAACGCGCGCGCCGCCGAGGAAGACGGGUUGCCCACUGACCCAGACUCCGAGGACGAGGAGAUUGUGUUUGUGGGCCGCAAUGGGCAGACGCAUGAUCAUGAUGGUGCAAGCGCGCAGCUCAAGCGCGAGCUCAUGCUGUUUGAGACACCGGAGGGCGAUAACGGCGGUACCUUUGGGCGCUGGCUGGUCCAUCAUAUUGGCGUGUACUAUGGACUGACUACGUGGUCGGUCACUGUGGGCACGCCGGCGAGGCGGGAGGCGUACAUUGGCAUCAAGGACCCCAUGCGUAGUGGCAGAAGGGCAGUGUGCAGUCCCAUGCCUACGCCGCUGUGGGGUAUGGUGUGAGUGAACUGCGCACUUGCUGUUUCCUAGCUGGUGCUUUGCCUCUCCCUUCUUUCGGCUUGUUGCUUCGCCGCGUGCAUCCUGUGCAUAUAGACGCGCAUAUGGCACUUGAGUGUGCUGGCAAUAGACUAUGCAUUGGUCGUAUUUGCGUGAGUUCCUAGUCCAGAGUGAUUGGAUUUCUGAUGACACAACAUGAAUGAUCUUCUCCAAUGUAGUGAAGGUGAGUCGUGUACAUGGCCUUAGCACAGCCUUCUAUCAUUUAGCCAGGACGUAAGUAUGUGAGAGCCGUAGAAUGCAAUUCAGUCAACACACACUACGCCAAGAUAGGGAUGGCGCCCGCAAUGAAGAUCCACCUGGCACGUACCCGUGUCUCAUCUCAACCUCCAGCUCACCCAUAAUGUCUCUCACCAAUCACUGCCAUUGUUCCUCUCCCAUCCGGUCUGACCA
Messenger RNA from Boeremia exigua, 1580 nucleotides. Its product is annotated as R3H-associated N-terminal domain-containing protein. NCBI's taxonomy places the organism in Eukaryota, Fungi, Ascomycota, Dothideomycetes, Pleosporales, Didymellaceae. The record is from RefSeq and is a predicted model, not a curated record. Bases 159 to 1136 code for a protein of 325 amino acids. The transcript is spliced from 2 exons. Gene Ontology annotation, molecular function: nucleic acid binding.